AUGUGCAUCCUCACUCUUCUCUUAACUCUCCUCCUAACCAUCUCUAACACCCUCGGUGCCCCCGCAAACACUCUCCCCAUUCGUGCCGAGCCCGGUACAUAUCACUCCGCGUCCACGGGCCUCUACCUCCACAACACGGGUUAUCAAGGCGAAGGCCUCUACCAAGCUGUCUUCGAUGACUCCGGCUCCGCGACCAUCGAUUUCACGACUCUCGAUGAACUCAACAUAACUACCACCCCACCACCUGCGGAAGAUGAUCCUUCAAUGGUCCACAAGUCGACUAGCAUCAACUUCAACGUCCAUUGCAGCAAGGACUGCUCCUUCGAUCUUGAAUCUUGGCAGGAAAUGGAUGAUACGCAGCGAAUGAUGGCGGACUGGUUCGGAGGACCUGUUGAGCGGAAGGCGACUUGGUAUUGGCUCGUCCGUGGGCAACAUCUGUCUUAUAUUUGCCUAUACAAGCAGGGCGUAGUCAGUAGGGACCUCUUCAACUUCUUUAUGAAUGAUGUUAGGAAUAGCUGUAGCCGGUACUGCAAUGGGUAUGGCCGGGGCAACUGGCCUGAGGCACAUGUGUGGGACAUGAGUGUGGGUAAUGCGAAUCUAGGAGGUACUAUUUGCGAUAAGCACUUCACGCCUCCUCCUUCUCACUAG
Molecule: messenger RNA, 648 nt
Organism: Periconia digitata
Lineage: Eukaryota; Fungi; Ascomycota; Dothideomycetes; Pleosporales; Periconiaceae
Source: the annotation of a GenBank genome assembly